AUGGCGGCUUCCUCGCUCGAGGCUACUCCGGAACAGGUUGCGGGUUUCCAGGGGACGCUAGAUGUUCAAGGCUCCCCAGAGAUUGAACACCUCGGUUCUAUGCCACCCAUUACUGCGUCGCCUGCCAACGGUUUGAAGGGCCCUACUGAUGACAGCCCAGCAACUGCCAACCCUUUCUCGUCAGACGAUGUUGCGCCAUCAAUGAUUUCCCCCAUGCUUGUUCGGUUUGCUGUCGAUGAGGAAUUGACGCUCCUGGUAUUGUCUCUCGUGCCCCAGGCUGGCCUCCCAUGGGCCUAUGGAUUCCCCUUUGGGCUUCGAAAGAAGUCAGGCCUUGGAGCCGUCGGCUUCUGUCAAGCGCCGAGGCCGAUGUGGUCCCUCACCGACAUGGGAGGAAGAGUACAGAAGAAGGCGAUGAGGUCUCUCGGCAUCAUUAACGAGCAUGAAGAUAUUGUUUGUGUUCAGGAGACUAAGAUCACAGCCAUAUCCCAAAGGGUCAUUCUCUCUGCUCUCGGGUCUGAUUUCACAGGAUACUUAGCUCUGCCCUCUGUUGGGGCUAGUGGUGGUAUUCUAGUCGCUUGGAGGCACCAUGUGGGCAUCUCAGGUGCUCAGAGGGUGGACAACUUUAGUAUGUCCAUUCAAUUCUCCACGGAUAAUGGACAGACGUGGUGGCUGACCUGUGUUUAUGGACCACAGGGGAAUGAGGAUAAGAUUCAGUUUCUUCAGGAGCUUCGUGACAUCCGGGCGACCUGUCAAGGGCCUUGGAUGAUAGAAGGAGAUUUCAAUUUGAUUUACAAGGAUGAGGAUAAGAACAAUGUCAACUACAAUAGGGCUAUGAUGGGUCGGUUCAGGCGAUUCAUUAAUGAUCUGGCCCUCAAAGAAAUCCCCCUCCAUGGUCGCAAAUACACUUGGUCUAAUCAGCAAGAUUCCCCUACUUUGGUAAAAUUGGACAGGGUUCUUUGCUCUGUAGACUGGGAGGAUAAAUUUCCUAAUUGUUUGCUUCAAAGUUUGGCUUCAGAAGACUCUGAUCACUGCCCACUCUUGCUGGGACUUCAGAACAAUAAAGUAGGAAGGCGCAGAUUUCAUUUUGAGUCUUUCUGGACCAAACUGGAUGGUUUUCAGGAGGCGGUGGCUGCAGCCUGGAUGUCAGUUCCUACUGGCUCCUGCCCCUACUUAACUCUAAGCCAGAAGUUUAAGGCAACCGCUAAGGGAUUACAGAGAUGGAGCAGCAAAAAGGUUGGUAAUGUGAAGUUUCAGCUUGCCUUGACGCGGGAAAUCUUGCAUCAGUUUGAGAUUGCUCAAGAUAAUCGUUCCCUAUCUCCAGGAGAAUUGUGGCUGAAGAAUAAUCUGAAGAAACACAGUCUUGCCCUUGCUUCCUUGAGUAGAACUAUUGAUAGACUGCGGUCACGCAUUGGCUGGCUCCGGGAGGGUGAUGCCAACACCAAGCUCUUUCACUUGCAUGCCCGUCAUAGAAAGAGGAAGAAUUUUAUUGGUCGCCUCAUUUCCGGGGAUCGCAUCUGUACAAGCCACCAAGACAAAGCUGAAGUUAUUAAUAAUUUCUAUGAAAAUCUGCUUGGAAGUUGCACAGACAGGUUGCAAACUGUCAAUUUGGAUGAGAUUGGAAUUGAUACUCAUGACUUAGCUGAUUUGGAUCUUCCCUUUAGUGAGGAAGAAAUAAAGCCCCUGGGCCGGAUGGCUUUACGGGACGAUUUUACAAAUCCUGUUGGCCAAUCAUAA
Molecule: messenger RNA, 1734 nt
Organism: Miscanthus lutarioriparius
Lineage: Eukaryota; Viridiplantae; Streptophyta; Magnoliopsida; Poales; Poaceae
Source: the annotation of a GenBank genome assembly